CCUCGCCAUUUUCCCCCCCGAUUAUUGUUGUUAGUUACCAAGCUAAUGGCUAACUAUUUCCAACACCUCUGUAGAUUAACGGUUUGAUAGUAAGCCAACGAUAGACUCCUGUCCUUAUAGGGGUUUGUAUACCAGUCGCUGCUGUUAUGGACGAGGAGUUCUACAGCGGAGGUGGAGACUGGGAGGGUAGCACGGAAGAACGCUAUGUUGAAGGCGAGGAUGGUGGGAAAAUCCAGGAAGAAUGUCUACAGAAAUUCUCCAGCAGGGACUACAUCAUGGAACCUGCGAUCUUCAGCACACUCAAAAUGUAUUUCUUAGCCGGUGGUUCACCUGAACAUGUGAUCCAGCUGCUCAGUGAGAACUACUCUGCUGUGGCUCAGACGGUGAAUCUCCUAGCAGAGUGGCUCAUUCAGAUGGGUGUGGAGCCAGCACAGGUCCAGGAGCGAGUGGAAAAUCAUCUGAAGAGUCUUCUGAUUAAACAUUUUGACCCGCAGAAAGCCGAUUCUAUUUUCACAGUGGAGGGAGAGACUCCUGCCUGGCUGGAGCAGAUGAUCGCACACACAACAUGGAGGGAUCUUUUCUACAAGCUCGCGGAGGCUCAUCCUGACUGCCUGAUGCUGAACUUCACCGUGAAGCUCAUCUCAGAUGCUGGUUAUCAAGGUGAGAUCACCAGCGUGUCCACAGCGUGCCAGCAGCUGGAGGUCUUUUCUCGGGUGCUGAGGACGUCUCUCGCCACACUGCUGGAUGGAGGAGAAGAAAACCUGGAGAAGAACCUGCCUGAGUUUGCAAAGAUGGUGUGUCACGGCGAGCACACGUACCUCUUCGCCCAGGCAAUGAUGUCCAUCUUGGCUCAGGAGGAGCAGGGCGGCUCAGCUGUGAGGCGCAUCGGUCAGGAGGUCCAGAAGUCGGCUCACAAGAGAGGUCACGAUGCCAGUCAAAUCACCCUGGCCCUGGGCACCGCGGCAGCCUACCCUCGAGCCUGCCAGGCUCUGGGCGCCAUGCUGUCUAAAGGAGCUCUGAAUCCAGCCGACAUCACUGUCCUGUUCAAGAUGUUCAGCAGCAUGGACCCUCCACCUGUGGAGCUGAUCCGAGUCCCCGCCUUCCUGGACCUGUUCAUGCAGUCGCUGUUCAAGCCGGGCUCAAAGAUCAACCAGGAGCACAAGCACAAGUACAUCCACAUCCUGGCGUACGCUGCCAGCGUGGUGGAGACCUGGAAGAAGAAUAAGAGAGUCAACAUCAACAAAGAUGAGCUCAAGUCCACGUCCAAGGCCAUUGAGACGGUCCACAACCUGUGCUGUAACGAAAACAAGGGCGCCACGGAGCUGGUGGCCGAGCUGGGCACCUUGUAUCAGUGUAUCCGCUUCCCUGUGGUGGCCAUGGGCGUCCUGAAAUGGGUGGACUGGACGGUGUCUGAGCCGCGGUACUUCCAGCUGCAGACGGACCACACGCCGGUGCACCUGGCUCUGCUGGACGAGAUCUGCACGUGUCACCAGCUGCUGCACCCUCAGGUGCUCCAGCUGCUGGUGAAGCUCUUUGAGACGGAGCACUCGCAGCUGGACGUCAUGGAGCAGAUGGAGCUGAAGAAGACUCUCCUGGACCGAAUGGUUCAUCUGCUGAGUCGCGGUUACGUCCUGCCUGUGGUGGGUUACAUCCGCAAGUGUUUGGAGAAGCUCAACACGGACAUUUCCCUCAUCCGGUACUUCGUCACCGAGGUGCUGGACGUCAUCGCUCCACCCUACACCUCUGACUUCGUGCAGCUCUUCCUCCCCAUCCUGGAGAACGACAGCAUCGCCGGCACCAUCCGCACCGAGGGCGAGCACGACCCCGUGGCAGAGUUCAUCGCUCACUGCAAGUCCAACUUCAUUAUGAUGAACUGAUGUCUUCAGGUGCCGUUGCCAUGACGACCAUCUGUGGCGACUGAAGAGCAUUGCCGUUUAUAAAGUCAACUUUUUUAUUUGAAUUAUUUUUAAAUAAAAUGUGAGUUUGUUCCA
Synchiropus splendidus (mandarinfish) is the source of this 1991-nucleotide messenger RNA. It is a transcript of the gene nelfcd, whose product is annotated as negative elongation factor complex member C/D. NCBI's taxonomy places the organism in Eukaryota, Metazoa, Chordata, Actinopteri, Syngnathiformes, Callionymidae. Gene Ontology annotation, molecular function: RNA binding. Gene Ontology annotation, cellular component: NELF complex; nucleus. The coding region runs from base 147 to 1877 and encodes 576 amino acids. Gene Ontology annotation, biological process: negative regulation of transcription elongation by RNA polymerase II. The record is from RefSeq and is a predicted model, not a curated record. The transcript is spliced from 15 exons.